Molecule: messenger RNA, 672 nt
Organism: Priapulus caudatus
Lineage: Eukaryota; Metazoa; Priapulida; Priapulimorpha; Priapulimorphida; Priapulidae
Exons: 1
Coding region: 1-672 (223 amino acids)
Source: RefSeq, a predicted model, not a curated record
AUGUGUCGUGGUGGUAGCAACUGGAAGCAAUACGGGCACGGUAAAGUUCACGCGUUGGAAGAAGAUUUGCCAGUACAGACCCUCUUCAUCGGGUCAGUACAUGUUGAGGUAGGACAAGUACAGAGCACUAACGAUGCAUGGCACACAGAACUUAAAUUAGAAUGCAGUAAGAAACCAAUAAAAUUCAAAAUUGACACAGGUGCUGAAGCAAAUGUGUUGCCCGAGAAACACUACGCUAAACUACACGUGAAACCGUGUCUCCGUAAGACACAAACCGUGCUAUCUGCGUAUGGAGGGUUGAAACUUCAGCCACUGGGAUGCAUCUCUACCAAAAUACAUGACACAGAUGUCGAGCUGUAUGUAGUGGAAACUGACUCUGAACCAAUACUAGGUCUCAAAUCGUGUCAGGACUUGAAGCUCAUUGCAAGGCUAGAAAGUGUCAUGGAGGAGAAACUCCUCACAAGAGAUGACGUCAUGAAAGAAUAUGAGGAUGUGUUUAAAGGGCUCGGGAAAUUUGAAGGAACAUAUAAGAUUGAGCUAGACCCCAGCAUCAAACCAGUAGUUCACCCGCCCAGGAAGGUCCCCUUCAGCCUUCAAUGGAAGCUGAAGGACACCCUGGACAGAAUGGAGGCAGAAGGUGUCAUAACCCCCGUGGAGGAGCCCACAGACUAG